Apis mellifera (honey bee) is the source of this 3092-nucleotide messenger RNA. Its product is annotated as sodium-coupled monocarboxylate transporter 1. Gene Ontology annotation, cellular component: membrane. Bases 1259 to 3061 code for a protein of 600 amino acids. NCBI's taxonomy places the organism in Eukaryota, Metazoa, Arthropoda, Insecta, Hymenoptera, Apidae. Gene Ontology annotation, biological process: transmembrane transport; sodium ion transport. The record is from RefSeq and is a predicted model, not a curated record. Gene Ontology annotation, molecular function: symporter activity. The transcript is spliced from 15 exons.
AACAGUAUAAACAAUAUAAGUGGUUAGAAAUAUAUAACUUUGUUUAUUAAAAAUAUUUGUGUUUUUGUUUGGUUAAAAAAUAAUGUGUGCACACAGAACUAUUAGAUGUGAUCAAUGAAUGCAUAUACUUUGUUCAAUAUUGCCAUUUUUACAAUUAAUAUAAAAGAAUAAGUCUUAUGUUAAAAAAAUUAUUCAAAAUUAAAUGGUAUUGUAUUUGCUGUACUAUGAUGCAAAUUUUUACAGCAUCAUAUUUUUAGAUUGAAAAUCCUAAAUAAAAGCUGAUUAUAUAUUAUUAUCUUUGUAAUUAUUUAUAAUGAUUAUGAUAUAUGAUAUGAAAAUACUUUGUUAUAAACACUAAUUGAUUUUUUUUAAUUUUAAUUUCCUCAAAUUAUUUUAAUUGAAAUUUAUCUUAUCCUUAACAUGAUAAACAAAAAUAUAUAAUCAUAUACCGUAUGAAAAAGAAGUAAUAGAAUACAAAUAAUUUAAAAAGAUGUAUAUAUAUAUACAUUUAGUAAUAGAGAAUUGUCAGUAUGUGGUUAGGAUUAAUUAUAUAGGAUUAAUCGUCAAAUUUUAUUUAAUUUGAAAUUAUAGAAGCAACUUAACAAAUUGUACAUUUACCUUAUAUUGUUUCAUUAACGUUGAAAUUACAUACACGAAGAAUAUUUAUAUAAUGAUUUUGACUAAGAAUUUUAACUGAAUAGUAAUAUAUUAACAUUUCACAACAUUGUCUUUGAUAGCAUUUACAAUUUUAUUUUCUUGAUCUUUUUUUCCUAUUUAAGCUCUUUAUAAUUUAAUAUCACGCAAUUAAUUUAAUUUAAUAUUAAACAACCAAUAAAAGAAUCAAUUAAAUUUGUGAUUUAAAUUGUUUACUGCUAGAAUAAAAAGUUGAAUGAAUUUUAGAUUUCGAUCGAAGAAACCGGUUGUUGCACAUCGAAUAUCGAACUUUACGACAGUUGACUGUUGAUCACGGAACAUGGUUGAUCGUUACGCUAUAUCUUUUGUUUGACUAUAUUUAUUGACCGUGUUAUUUUGCUGCGUGUUUUUUUUUUUUAAAUAUUUAAAUUGUGUAAAUCUUUUGCAUUAUAUUUGCUAACAAGAAUAUGUUUAUGAAUAUUUCGAGUCACGUAACCGCACUUUUUCAUUGUGAUUUUCGCGGUUGUGCUUGACGUCCUGCGUUAUUCUUUGCGUUUGAUUGUUUGAUCGAUAGUUUUGAAAUUUUAUUUUGGUUUUCGCUUGGCUCCAGUUUCCCAGAGCCAGAAUGCUGGAAACAGAGGAAAGAGGAUACUUUCAUUGGGCAGAUUGGCUGGUGUUCGCGUUGAUGCUCGCCGUAUCUGCUGCCGCAGGAUUAUGGCAUUACAAGGGAGCACAGAAGUCGAGCACGGAAGAUUAUCUCUUAGGAGGAAAGAGCAUGACCCUUUUACCCGUCUCCGCUUCUCUCGUUGCCAGUUUCAUAUCCGGUGUGACGAUUCUUGGAACACCAGCGGAGAUAUAUAAUUUUGGAACUCAAUACUGGAUCACCAUCAUUUCCAUACUUUUUUCUGGUCUCGUCGUGGCUCUUGUUUACGCCCCAGUUUUCGUUGCAUUGGGAUUAAAUUCCGUUUACGAGUACUUGGAAAUAAGAUUCAAUCGUGGCGUAAGGAUUCUCAUAUCGUUGAUCUUUUUAAUUGACGUGGUCCUUUACCAAUCGAUCGUGGUCUACGUUCCGGCAUUAGCGCUAAAUCAAGUGAGCGGUAUCGAUGUACAUUUGAUCGGGAUCAUUGUAUGUCUCAUAUGCAUGUUCUACACUGUUUUGGGUGGUAUCAAAGCGGUAGUUUGGACAGACGCGCUUCAGGUUGGAAUCAUGGUCGCUGGUGUUCUCACUGUUAGUAUAUUGGGUACUUAUCAAAUUGGCGCUGCUGAGAUAUGGAAGAGAUCUUUGGAUGCUAAUAGAAUUGAAUUCUUGAAUUUUGAUCCAUCUCCUUAUACAAGACAUACAGUAUGGACCGUGUUAAUUGGUUCAUGGCUCUAUAGUACCGCUUAUAUAUCCGUCAAUCAAACUAUGGUUCAACGAUACAGAUCAUUGAAAGAUUUGAAAACGUCCAAACUAUCAUUAGCGAUAUUUACUAUCAGUAUUAUGUUGUUCAUAUCAUUAUGCUGUUGGUGUGGCCUGGUUCUUGUAGCCUGGUGGUCUCCACCUAAAUGCGAUCCUAGAGCUUCCGGUCUGAUUACUGCCGAUGACCAAUUAUUGCCCGCUUACGUAAUGGAAAUUGCAAAACAUUUACACGGAGUGCCAGGUCUUUUUAUUGCUGCAAUUUUCGGAGCAGCUCUCAGUACUCUUUCUGUAGGUUUUAAUUCGACAUCAGUGGUUGUUUUAGAAGACUUCGUAAAAGGAUGCUUCGGUAUGAAACCAAGCGACCGAUGCUCCUUUAUUUUUGUAAAAUGUUUGGUUGUUUUGCUUGGUUGUAUAGCUAUAGGAUUGUUAUUUUUAGUAGAAAAAUUAGGAGGUGUUUUAGUUAUAACUGGAAGUUUAGCAGCAAUAGCUGCAGGCACUUCUUUUGGAGUGUUUACAUUAGGUAUGUUCUUUCCAUGGGUAAAUUCUAAGGGUGCAUUCAUGGGCGCUAUCGUAGGAUUCGUAAUCGCCGGCUGGGCGAGUUUAGGUGCAAAUUGGUCCAUCGGUGCCGGUCUGCUGGUUCCUAAGAAACUUCCGGUGCUCUUUUCUCAUUGCCAAGGCAAUAUCUCUGAAAGUUUCUUAAAGCAAUUUGAUCGUCCAAACGAAGAUGAUGUAUUUCCUCUUUAUCGAUUGUCAUAUCAUUGGUUCACUGGUUUAGGCACAUUAAUUGUCAUCAUCGUAGGUAAUUUCAUUAGUUGGUGGACUGGUCCUACGGAUGUUUCUUCUAUCGAUAAAAAAUUGCUUUCACCAAUGAUUCAUUCAUGGCUCCCCAAACCUAAAAAUGAAUAUGUUACUGUUAAUGCUGAAAAUACUGGCAGAAAUAAUGAAUUGGCAACGACAGCAAGUCUUUUAUUAUACGAUUUGAAAAAGAAAAGGAGAAAUCAACACUUUCCUAACAGCGUUAUAACAUAAUGCAAAUUUUUAUGAUUUAUUUAUAAUAUUU